Nymphalis io (European peacock) is the source of this 1556-nucleotide messenger RNA. RefSeq names its product TGF-beta-activated kinase 1 and MAP3K7-binding protein 1-like (gene tab1). Lineage: Eukaryota; Metazoa; Arthropoda; Insecta; Lepidoptera; Nymphalidae. Gene Ontology annotation, molecular function: protein serine/threonine phosphatase activity. The transcript is spliced from 6 exons. Gene Ontology annotation, biological process: protein dephosphorylation. Bases 163 to 1536 code for a protein of 457 amino acids. The record is from RefSeq and is a predicted model, not a curated record.
UACACGCCAGAGGAGGAAAAAAAGAGUUUUGACAAUUCUUUUUCUCAAUAGAAUUUAUUUUGAUAUGUCAUUUGAGAUUGAACCCAAAACCAUUUAAUAAUAGUCAAGUUACAUGUUUCCCGAUAAAUUUAUUUUUUAAUGUAGUAUUAUUAGGCGACAGAAAUGAUUGCGAGACCAUGGACAGAUGAUUUACCGAAAUGUCGGAAUACUUGCGUAGCGUCUUAUUUCUCACCAGUAGAUGGAAAUCCUGGUUCAAAUGACGAUUAUUUUUGUUUUUAUUGUCAUACAGAAGAUAAUUCGUGUCUGUAUGGCGUGUUUGAGCCACACAAUGGCUUGGAUGCGGCAAGAUUUAUUAUGCAGAGAAUGGCGGCUGAGAUUUUAUUCGCCCCACCGUCCAAUAGCAACACUGACGAAGAGAUCAGGGAUAAAUUAAGGAAUGCAUUUGUGUCUGUGGAGAAGGCAUACAUAGAGAACUAUGAUGGCAUGAUAGCUGAACGAACCAGCUUACAAUACAGGCUUCAGAUAUUAAAAGGGCACACACAUACAACACAGAUGUCGGAUAAUAUUCUAUUUCGUUUGAAAGAAAUUGACCAACACCUCUCCGGAGGUGCCACUGUUGUUAUAGCACUUGUACACAACAAUAAGUUGUAUGUUGCAAAUGUUGGUGAGACCCGAGCACUGUUGUGCAGGACCGAUGAUAACUCAGUGUUGAGGGUUGUCCAACUGACAGUUGACCACAGUUUGAACAAUGAGGAUGAAUUGUUGAGGCUUUCACAAUUGGGCUUAGAUGUUAAUAAACUUAGAAACGCACAAUACCUCGGCAAUCAGACUGGAACAAGAUGCCUAGGUAACUACCUAGUUAAGGGGCUAUAUAAGGCCUUUCCAACAAUAAGCGCUGCUUCCUCGGAACCAGUGGUAGCAGCUCCUGAGAUACAUGGACCUAUUGCUCUGGACGAGUCAUGCAGGUUCCUUGUCUUAGUCAGUGCUGGUGUUUACAAACGCAUCCAAGAAGUACGAGGUAACAGCGAACAGACGAACAAACAACUAUCCCAAAUCAUAGUAGAGAACUUCCGCAAACAAGCUGACUUUAAGAGUGUCAGUCAAUCCGUUCUAGAAGAAAUCGAGGAAGAAUUUUUAUCAUAUUGUGUAAAGAAUAGCUUAACGCCAAAACCGAAUACCCACGUUACAUUAUUGAUACGUAAUUUCAAUUUCCUUCCCCCCAUCCCUCAAAAUGACACUUUAAAUACGGUUCAGAAACAAAACGCAUCUGUCAGAUUCAAUCCGAUCGUUCAAUCGAAAUCGAAUACACUUUUGAACGAAAUGGAUUCCGAACCGUAUUCGUCUGGAUCGAAUGAUUUUGAUAAGAACGAUUCGAAUAUAGACACGAAUCGAUCAAUCGAAUCUUCAUCCGAUAUAUAUCCAAUUCGACCGUAUGACAAGGACAGACGGAUUAAAGGUUACGUUGAUUUUUCAUGUUAUUAUGAAAAUGUAGAAAAGGCCAGAAAGAAUGGGACUUUGCCUAGUUUUAUUAAAUAAAUUAAAAAAAAAAACAGUAA